AUGGCCCUCCUCAACCCUUGUCUCAACAUUCUCCCGACCUCGCAGGUCAUUGGCCUCUCCUUUACAGCACUCGCAGGAUUUAUUUCCUCGUUUGCCGUCCUGUUUGUCCUCAUCCUCGUCACCCGCAACUACAUCCGCAACGUCCUCCACCCUCCCCCUGGGGGCGAAUGGCGCCUCAUUCGCACACACGUAGACGCCUACCUGCUCUCCCUCCUUUUAUCAGACUUUCUCCAGGGCCUCGGCGCUAUUCUUAACAUUAAAUGGUCCGCCGAGCGCCAGGUUUACUGUUCUGCAACCUGCACCGCCCAGGGUUUCAUUCAGAUUGUUGGAGAAACUGGAGUCGGUAUGAGCACGCUUGCUAUCACAAUCCAGACCUUUCUCGUCAUCUUUUUCCGAUGGAGCCCCUCGCCACGCUCGUCCUGGAUAUGGAAAGCCGUCAUCACCGCCAUCUGGCUCUACGUCUGCAUUUUUGCUGCCGUAGGCUAUGGUAAACAUCACUCUCCCUCGUCUGACCCACAGACCGCCGACAUUUUCUUCACGCCAACCCCCUAUUGGUGCUGGAUCAGCGGCAAAUUCGACGCAGAGCGUAUUGCCGGAGAGUAUUUUUGGCUCUGGUUUGCCGCUUUUGUCAACAUCAUCCUCUACACCCUCCUCUUUUUCCGUGUGCGUGGAAAUAUCACCGUCGACCCUCUUAAUUGGCGUAGGGUCCGAUUUAAGUGGCAUCGCUAUGGCGGUCAGGGACGCACAGCCGGAGGCGAAGGGUAUUUUGAUUCCGUCGCCCGUGGUGCUCGAGGUGGCGAGGCGGGCAAGGAUGCCGCAAAAGAGGCGCUGAGCAUGAUUUGGUAUCCGGUCACCUAUACCAUCCUCGUCCUCCCACUCAGUAUCGUUCGUUGGUCUACGUUUAGACCUCCGGGGCGCACGGAACCACAUGUCCCGUUUGCGGUCACUUCUGUCGUGAUUGUCAUCUUUUCCCUUUCUGGUGCCGCAAACGUUGUCCUCAUUCUCUGGACACGCAAGAAUCUUUUACUCUUUGGCCAACGAGGCGUCGUCAACCCGGCGAAAAUCGGUCCAGCCGCCACGGGGAGAGCCCAGCGUCUGCAGGCACUCGAAGCCAAGAAGAAUGCACGUCGCAAACCCGAGGGUGAUCCAGAAGACAAUGUAGGCGUGAAGCGGAUCCAACCGUCUACAGGGGCCGAGGAGGAAGAAGUCGUCGAGGGACCAGGUGGGAUGGGCAACGAAAAGUCUCCCAAUGGCCACCGACGCGGGUCAAGUUCAAGCGGGAAUGAACGUAAAGGACGUUUUGGGAUCCGGCAUUUCAUCGGUCUUGCCCCACUCCAAAUUGGGUCGUCCAAAGAGGGAGGACGGCGCAACUCGACAUCCAAGGCUGGUCCUGACCAAGGCUCGUCCACCAACGACACGAGCACAGAUGGUAUAGGCCCCCUUUCACCCAUCUCGGCACGUGGUGGGAAUCGCAGUGCGAGGAAUGGUGGCGAUACGAGUUUUGCUGCUGGUGGGUUUACUACGGGUGCAUUUGAGAGUGAACGUAGUUUCGAGUUGGGUAGUACGGGCGUGCUCCCGCCUCCGUUGGGUACAGCUAGUGGGCCAUCGUCCCCGUCAACCCCCAUUUCCGUCCCUGCGGCAGCUGGGUAUUCGCAUCCCUUGGUCGUGGGUGGUGGACGAAUGUCGACGGUGGCUGAAAUGUCCCAGACAGGGACAGGCGGUGUACGUUCGCAUGCCGAUGUCGCGGGAGCAGAAGCAGGAGAAGAAAGUAGUGCAGGCGAUAUUGUCUAUGCCUUUGGCUCGCGAGAACCGACGGAUGCGUACGGUUAUGGCGACGAAUUGGAGCAGCAACAUGCGAUCCGGACUGGUGCCAGUUUCUCUGGACUCCUCCCUGCUGAUUCAACACCACCAACCACGAUGUCCAUGCAACUCGAUGAUGGUGUCGUGCCAGAGGGCAUGAGCCGCGACUUGGGCGCGCUCGCAGCGGAAUAUGACAUCGAUAUUGAACGCGAAAAGGAGCGCAAGGGUUUACAACGUCAACUUGGAGCAUACUCGUUUGGCGGCUCACCAUCUCAACACGACAAGGUGGCUCGAUUGGAGGUUCCCGGACACGGCCAUGGAGAUGCACCAGGUGCACAGAUCAGCAACCGAUCCGAUUUCCUCGACCUUGAACGCUCGACUCCAGGACAUAGUAGUGCAGGUGUGAGCACUGGCGAACAUGGAAAGGGCAAAGACGUCGAAUUUCCUGUCUAUCCUGUCCCCCCGCCUCUUCCACCUACGUAUCCGCCCGCACCUCGUCGGGAAUCCGCAGCGAGUUCGAAUGAGGGCCGGCGUGUAUCGGGCGCGGGCCACGAAGGACGGCGCGGGUCUGCAGCGUCUGCUGGGUCAAGAGCCUAUGCGCCGUAUCAACAUUAUCCACUUCCGACAAAUAGACCUGAUAGUUCGCGUUCGGCGCAGCGACCGGAUAGCUCGCGGUCUCGUCAGAGCGAGUCAGGAAAGCGACCAGACAUGUCGGACUAUAGUGUACCUAUGAAGUUCAACCCUACCCCUGCACCCACAAAAGAUUUCCCUAUUUCGCCAUUUGAUGAUCACUCGCCCUACGACAAGGCACACAAUGCUAGCUCCAAGUCGCUCGGACGCGCUUCGACCCGCACCACGGAUUCACAGCUCAGACCGACCAAUGCACCGUGGGCAUCGCUCACUGCACUUUUCAUGGGCCGUCCUUCGACGUCGUCGAGCCGUGGACCGGGUAGUAGCGUCGAAGAUUUGACGCGCCAUGACGCAUCGGACAAGCCACGACAACUCUAUGCAACGGAAAAGACUCGACAGGGUGCAGACAAUGUGGAGCUUAGUGUGAUGACCACGAACAAGAUUAACCGGUCCUCGUCCACGACGGCACUCUCAACACCCAUGCCCCGCACACGAGACAAUUCGAUGGAGGAGCAUGUCUACCUCGCCGAUGCGCACAACGUGUUUGGCGAUGGUCAUGCAUUAUCACCCCUCGGCGCACUUACUGCGGGUGGUCCACUUCGCAAAAGUGUAUCCUCUACGUCUGAGAGGAGCGCGAGCGGGAGCUGGUCCCGUGCGACGGCAACGGCAAAUGCAAAGGCCGCACUCUUCUAUCAUUCGCAAUCGUCCCAUCAAGCGCACCCUGUACCCCAAUCCUCGCAUAUCACCCAGCCACAGCUAUAUACUCAAAGCCAUUUACAACCAGACGUGUACCGACCGACAACCGCGGGUUCCACCAGGUCACAUCGGUCCUAUACGUUUGGUCCGCCCGGACUCUCGGCGCACGACGAUGACAAUAAUGUGGUGGGUCGCGCUCUGUGA
Messenger RNA from Serendipita indica DSM 11827, 3330 nucleotides. The record is from the annotation of a GenBank genome assembly. NCBI's taxonomy places the organism in Eukaryota, Fungi, Basidiomycota, Agaricomycetes, Sebacinales, Serendipitaceae.